This is a messenger RNA of Brenthis ino (lesser marbled fritillary), 252 nucleotides long. NCBI's taxonomy places the organism in Eukaryota, Metazoa, Arthropoda, Insecta, Lepidoptera, Nymphalidae. The record is from the annotation of a GenBank genome assembly.
AUGACCAAUGAACGCAAGCCAGGGGGCACAUAUUGUUUUCCCCUUGAAGAGCUCAAGUCUUUAGUAUCGCCAGUCAUAAAUAACAGGUCACAAACUGUCCUGGGUACAGGUGCAGACCACUCAGAUAAGUUAAUGAUUCACUCAUGUGCAGAUGAUAUGUAUGUUGAUAUUGCUGAAACUCGAAACCAUUGCAAUGACGAAGAUGCUCCAAUUCAGCUUGACGAGGGCGUCAGAAUGUCAGGAGAGGCCGUA